CUAUCCGGCGAGCCUAAUUCCGAAAACGGAAGCCCGACUUUUUCUUCAGACCUGACGGCGGCCGUCGUGCUUAUCGUCAAUUAGGGCCAUUUACGUGUACUCAAAAAUAACCUCGUCCGUCAUCGCAUAACCCAAUGUAAGUAUACAACCGCCUUUGGUAUCCGAUCUGGCCGAGCCCCUACGUAGCAUUCACUACAGCGGUAUGCAAAGUGCGGUGUAUCUAUUCCCUAUAAGCAUUAUCAGCACUACUGACGAAGUUCCCCUACUAUGACACAUCCCGGAUUUACAAAACAAAACAUUGGUUGCCGCUGCGAUUCGGAGUCCAUUGUCGUUGAAGUUAACUCCAAGUGUAGGGGAGCUUCAGGUAUAUAACCAACAUCUGUGGCGCUAGCCCUCCACCCACAUUCAAUCAUGAACGUUACCGAGUUCAUCAUUGACACGUAUAGUACCGGAACACCACUCGUCUCUACUGCAAAGCGCUACCGUCCGUCUGCCGUUAUAGAGGAGGGUUACAUCCUGAUAUUCGCGCACGGGACUGGAUUCCAUAAAGAACACUGGGAACCAAUUAUCGAACGUCUCUACGCCUAUGGUGGGGCCAUUGUCGAAGCCUGGACAAUCGACUCGCAAACGCAUGGUGCAGCAGCUACACUUAACAGAGAUGCCAUUGAUGAACCGGGGUUCACCUACAGCUCGUACCAUUACGCCGAGGCCUGCGCGAACCUGUACAAGACCCAUCUGAACGGAACGCGUCAUCCGGUCGUACUGAUAGGACAUUCUGCCGGGGCUGCAUCCAUAGCAUUAGUGCCAUCCUUCUGCGGGAAAUCCAUCACUCAGCCUUUCUCGGCCUUGAUCCUUGUUGAACCCGCCAUCUGGCCGGGAUCCAUGAUCGGUAUUGCAGACUCCCCUGCUUACAAGCUCGCCUGCGUUUCUAUCCCACGCCGGCGAACAAAUUGGGAGAGUAGAGACGCUGUUCGUAAGGACCUAGGGAGGCGCGCGCCGUGGGGAAUCUGGGAUAGACGCAUUUUGGAUUUAUAUGUUGAGCACGGUUUCGAAGAGGAUAAGGAAGGGGUGUCACUCAGAUGUCAAUUGGAUAAGACGAGGAAGAAGGUGCCGGUGCAUAUAGUCUAUGGGGAGAGGAAUGAUUUGUUCACCCGGGAAAAGCAAGACUCUCUUCUUCGAGGUCGUAAGUUUGCCUCCGUUACCAGAAUACCGGGGGCUGGACACCUGGUUGUUCAAGAAGCACCCGACGCUGUUGGUGAUGUGUUGCUGCGUAUAUUGGAGGAACUAGGGAACCAAAGGUAUGUUGAGCGGGAGUACUGUUCUUAUCAAAUAUUUCGGUGAUAUCUGCCGCUUACCAUUUUUGACCUG
Desarmillaria tabescens is the source of this 1368-nucleotide messenger RNA. RefSeq names its product Alpha/beta hydrolase family-domain-containing protein. NCBI's taxonomy places the organism in Eukaryota, Fungi, Basidiomycota, Agaricomycetes, Agaricales, Physalacriaceae. The record is from RefSeq and is a predicted model, not a curated record. The transcript is spliced from 9 exons. The coding region runs from base 412 to 1341 and encodes 309 amino acids.